Molecule: messenger RNA, 1803 nt
Organism: Nyctereutes procyonoides (raccoon dog)
Lineage: Eukaryota; Metazoa; Chordata; Mammalia; Carnivora; Canidae
Gene: TTC24
Product: tetratricopeptide repeat domain 24
Exons: 9
Coding region: 1-1662 (553 amino acids)
Molecular function (GO): protein binding
Source: RefSeq, a predicted model, not a curated record
AUGUCUUUCUCCAACCCUGAAGAUGUCCCCCAAGAGCCUGAACCCUCAACCUCCAAGAAGAAAAAGAAGCAAAAGUGGCCACAGCAAGAGGCCAGCAUCCAAGCCCUCACCAGGGCUGGCCAUGGAGCCCUACUGGCUGGCCGGAACCAUGAAGCCUUGACCAGCUUCCAGAGGGCCUUCAUCCUGGCCUCUGAGGCCCCACAAACUCAGGACACCUCUGUUCUCCGGGCCUGUGCCUUCAACCUGGGGGCCGCCUAUGUGGAGACGGGGGACCCAGCCAGAGGCCUCAAGCUGCUCCUGCGAGCCCAACCUGAAGAGAAGGCACAGGGCAGGGGUCAUGGGGACCAAUGUUUCAACGUGGCUUUGGCCUACCAGGCCCUGGGAAAGCUGCCCCAAGCUUUGGCCUGGUACCACAGGGCCCUGGGUCACUACCACCCAUUAGGUGACCAGGGGCAGGCCCAAGCAAAAAUGGGAGCCUGCUACCGGGCUCUGGGACAGCCCGCACUAGCAGCCCACUGUCUGCAGGAAGCAAGCCAGGCCUACGUCCAAGCAGGGCAGCCCCAGGAUGCAGCCCUGGCAUUGGGGGCUGCAGCAGCUUGUAUGCUGAAGAGUGGGCAACACGGGGUGGGUGACAUAGUACAGGUGCUGGAGGAGAGCCAGAGGCUUGCUGAGAGGAGUCCUGAGCAGGGACUGCUGGGGCAGCUCUAUAACGACCUGGGCCUGAGCUACUCCCAGCUCCAACUGUUCUCGCUAGCAGCUGAAGCCUUCCUGCGGGCCCUGCCCCUGUGCCGGGGGCCAGGAGAGGAGGCCAUGGUGCUGACAAAUCUCGGAGCAGCCCACAGUGCCCUUGGCAACUAUCAGGAAGCCCGGGAUGUUCACCGGAAGGCAGCUGACCUGCAUGGCUCCGUGGGGCAGCGGCAGGAGCAGGGCCGCAGCUUCGGCAGCCUGGCAUUUGCACUGAGUCAGCUGGGGAACCACAGAGCAGCCAGAGACAACUACCUGCAUGCCCUACAGGCUGCCCGGGAUACUGGGGACACAAAGGGGCAGUGGCAGGCCUGUGAGGGGCUGGGGGCCGCAGCAGCCAGGCUGGGGCAGCACAACCAGGCCUUGUGGUACUAUAAGGAAGCACUGGCCCGGAGUCAGAAGGAGCCAGACUCUGUGCGGGAUCGGCUGGUGGCCAAGCUGGCAGAUGCCAUGAGAACCCACUUGGCCCAGGCGGGGCCUGUACCGACCUACAGUCUGACUUCGGCUCCAGGGAGACCCCAGGCUCCAGGUGGAGUGGCCAGGCCCCCAGCUGGGGUGGGAAGGGGCAGAGCGGAAGUGUGGCACAGGUCUUGGGGUAGGUGUGAAGAAGAAGCGUGCGAGGAGAGCCAGGAGGAGAGAGAGGACCAGCUGCCGGCGGAUGUCCCCGUGGCAUCUUGGGCACAGAGACUGGAGUGUCUAGGACCCAGGGCCCAUCUCCCACUUGGAGGCCAACACCCCCUCCGAAUGGAGCAGCCUGGCACUCUGGUGCCCAAUGGCCCCCAAGCCAAUAGGUGGGUUCCUGGGGAAGCAGAGGAGCCCCUCCCUGCCUCCUGCAGGUCAUCCAGCUGGUCCAGGGAGACCCCCAGCGGGAACUCUCAGAGGAGACCCACCGAGUCUGGCUUCUGUGCCAUCAUAUGACUCCACUCAGCUGACCGUGAACGUGGCCUCCUUGGUACCUCCCUGACGCACAAACAUUAGGGGUUUCCAGGACCAAGCCUUUUCCUGGUUGUUCAGUGCUCUAAGGACAGGUGAUGUAACAUCACCAAACAGUGGGCUCCU